Molecule: messenger RNA, 2607 nt
Organism: Linum trigynum
Lineage: Eukaryota; Viridiplantae; Streptophyta; Magnoliopsida; Malpighiales; Linaceae
Source: the annotation of a GenBank genome assembly
CACAGCAGAGACAGCAUUUAUGGUUCAUCUACUUCGUUCCAUUCUCUGCAGCUUUCUUUCCCCGAUAUCCACGUCCACCACUUCCCGCCGGCGAUUCUCUCCCCCUCCGCCCUCCGCAGUAACAAUGUCGUCCCGCGGCUCCGCCUCUUUGUCCGUCCGCCGCGCUCUCUUCAUCUUCACCUCCGGCUUCAUAUCAUUCGUCCUCUUCUACAGCUUCGUCGCUUCCUUCUCCCUCCGCAUCUUCUCCUUCCCCACCGUCCCCGCGGUUCGCUUCCCUAACUAUUUCUCAUCUUUCUACGAACCUAGCGACGAAGAGAAGCUUGACAUUGUACUGAGAGGUGCGGCCAUGGAAGACAACAAGACAGUAAUUCUGACGACAUUGAAUGAAGCUUGGGCAGCGCCGAACUCUGUGUUCGAGCUCUUCCUUGAGAGCUUCCGCACUGGAUUGCGCACCCGUAGACUGUUGAGCCAUUUGGUCGUCAUAGCGUUGGACGAGAAAGCCUAUCGCCGGUGUAAGGAACUGCACGGCCAUUGCUAUGCUCUGGUGACGGAGGGAGUUGAUUUUCGGCACGAAGCCUAUUUCAUGACUCCAGCCUACUUGAAGAUGAUGUGGAGAAGGAUCGACUUCUUGGGCACUGUGCUUGAAUUGGGUUACAAUUUCGUCUUCACGGACACUGAUAUAAUGUGGUUUAGGGAUCCAUUUCCACGGUUUUAUCCAGAUGCGGACUUUCAGAUUGCUUGUGAUCUCUAUUCAGGGGAUAGUCUUGGUUUAGGAAACAUAGUCAAUGGAGGGUUUAGUUAUGUGAAGGCCAAUAAUCGUUCGAUAGAGUUUUACAAGUUCUGGCACUCGUCACGCAACACUUAUCCUGGCCAUCAUGAUCAGGAUGUGCUGAAUUUUAUCAAGAAAGAUGAGUAUGUAAAGGAUCUUGGGUUGAAGAUGAGAUUCUUGGACACUGCUUAUUUCGGCGGACUUUGUGAGCCGAGCAAAGAUUUUAACUUAGUUUGCACAAUGCAUGUGAACUGUUGUUUGGGUUUGGAUAACAAGCUGAAUGAUCUUAAAGUGAUGCUUGCGGACUGGAGGAACUUCUUGAGCUUACCACCAAAGCUGAAAAGAGAACUACGGAUCUCAUGGAGGGUUCCCCAGAACUGCAGUAUUGAUGCUGUCCUUGCGCAUGAUUCUCUACGAAAACGUGUUCAAGAAGAUGAAGGGGAAGAAUAACAGCGUUCAAGGAAGCAUCGGUGAAGUCUCUUGUGAAAGCAAACCCAGAAGGUAAGCUUCUGCCCUGCAUAGGUGAAAUGCCACUAGAAAGUUGGUGAUUGAAUGUAACUGUCUGAAGGGUGAAUAACCCCUGAAGUAUUAUUGUAUGUUUAAUCCUCCUAAAGCAGAUAUUCCUUGUUUCUAGUUAGUUCUAGGUGUCCUUCUCCUAUAUCGCUUAACAUCCAUUAUGUAACUAGGGAUGUAAACUGUUAACUGCUACUGCUUCCUGCAUUUAUGAAACUUUAUAGGCAAGACUUUUACUUCGUUGAUGGGAAAUUAUUGAGUUUUGCAUCUGACCAUUCCUUUCAAAGAAAGUUUUUUGUUGGGCUGGUGGAUGAAAUUUUGGGUCCAUCAGUCAAGCAAAAGCAGAGAAUUUCCCCAUGCAGAUUGUGCUACUAAUCUUGCUGGGAUUCCAUCCUUCUUUAGGGCUUUGAUCUCGCCUACUCCAUAAUAAGUGAGAAAUUGUAGUUUUUUCACAGUUCAUUGGGAAUAAAUGCAUGAACACCCCACGUCAAUGACUUUGAGCAAUGAUAUUGAGAACUGGUUUGUGGUUCUAAUAGUUUUUCCCUUGCAUGGCUGCCUCAGAAAGUCCCAGCUAACUAUGACAAAUUGUGCGUCAGUAACAAUACAGUGGUUGAACAUGAAGCAACCACCCCAUCUACAGUAGUUGCUUCAAUAAAAAGUGGAGAUAAUAGCAGGUUAUAUUCGAGCUGCAAUUGGCUUCUUCAUUACAGUCUCAUAAGCACUGGAACUCCAUGGCAUAGAAUCUACCAAAUUUGGAAGAUGGGUGCUGCUAAACAGGUGCAACUGGCAGCGGAGCUAGAAAGUCUACAGGCUGCAGCAACAACAAACAGUUCAACAGCAAAAGCUUAUCAUUCUUCCAGUCCAUUCAGCUAACUACAUUCUCCGAGAACUAAGGAGCGUUCAAGCCUUGGAUGGGGAAGGGAAAGCAGUUUUGGGGAAGAGCUUUUGACAUUUGUCACUAACUUAUGCAUGUAAUUUUUCCUUCCAGUGUAAACUUGUGUAUGUGUGUCUGAACUUUCAGUAUAGAUUAUGUUAUUUUUUUGUCACUUUAGAUAUAGAAAACACCCAGUUUAAUGUACGAAUUUAUCAUGGACUAAGGCAAGAGUUCCAGUGAUAGUUGAGGUGUAAGAAUGAUCUGAGCUUAGUGCAGCUUAAAAUACAUCAAAAUCUUCAAUGGAAUCUAUCGACCAUCAAUCACAUUCAGAAGUAUACCGUACCUCUAAAGCAAAUUGGUGUUGAGACUCAUCAUUCUUGUGGAAUACCGAUACAAGAUGCAACAAAGUUUUGUAGAGUAUUUGCUACAGGCAUAAAUCGUAUUGCGAUAU